AUGACUGAAACACCUUUUCGGCCUAGAGAGAAGCUUCUUGAAAAGCAGAAGUUUUUCCAGAACAUCCACAAGCAUACGUACCUGAAAGGACCAAUGGACAAAAUCACCUCAGUGGCCAUUCCUUUGGCUUUGGCUGGUUCCUCUUUGUUUCUUAUUGGGAGAGGUAUCUAUAACAUGUCUCAUGGAAUCGGGAAGAAUGAAUGA
This is a messenger RNA of Striga hermonthica, 204 nucleotides long. The record is from the annotation of a GenBank genome assembly. Lineage: Eukaryota; Viridiplantae; Streptophyta; Magnoliopsida; Lamiales; Orobanchaceae.